Molecule: messenger RNA, 8031 nt
Organism: Dendronephthya gigantea
Lineage: Eukaryota; Metazoa; Cnidaria; Anthozoa; Malacalcyonacea; Nephtheidae
Product: tetratricopeptide repeat protein 28-like
Exons: 13
Coding region: 368-7192 (2274 amino acids)
Molecular function (GO): protein binding
Source: RefSeq, a predicted model, not a curated record
UUGUCGUCAAUUUCCGUGGCCUUUAGGCAAAUUCCUGAAUUCAAUCAUUGCCAAUGUCAUUGUUUAUAAAUUUUUCAAAGUGUUUUGGUUUUCUGGUCUAGUAUAUGGAUUUCAAGUGACUUCCGUUCUUUUAUUGUGGAUCAUUGGCUAAAUAUACCACUUGGGCGAUAAACGAAGUCAUUAAAGGCGCUUGAAACGAACAUUUAUUGUAAAAUACGACGAACUGUAAACUUUGAAAUCCCGGAGGGCCUGUAUUUGUAUAUUGGACAUUUGCAACCGCUUCAGGCAAAAUGAAGAUAUGGGAAAGAGACCUAUAAAUCAUGCUCAAAGUGUCUUUGCGCUGUUGUAGACAGAUAAGCUCUAAAAUAUGGCUGUACAAAUUGAAUCAGCGUCGAAACGAGAGCUUUCCCUCGAGAAGGGUAAACUGGCAACGCAAGCUUGCCAAAGAGGCGAUUUCGAUGAAGCAUCGUUGCUAUACACUGAGGCUAUAUCAUUAGAUCCUCGUAACCAUGUCUUCUACACGAAUCGCUCAGCAGUAUAUAUGAGAACGAAACAGUAUGAACUAGCACUUGAAGAUGGAAAGAAAGCCGCAGAACUAAAGCCUAAUUGGCCAAAGGCACAUUACCGCCAAGCGGUGGCUCUUCAGUGUAUGGGGAAAUACCACGAAUCCCUUGCGGCCUUCGCGUCUGCGUUGGCCCACGAUCAGAAGAGUCAGCAGCUAUUGACUGGAAUCAUCGAUACAGCUUUGAAGUCGCCUUUGAAAGAAAACAUCGAGAAAAUAUUCGGUCGACUUCAGCAAGUGAGCAUGGAUCAAAAUCCAUUUGUCGUGGUGUCAAUAAUCGGGCAGGAACUUCUUAAUGCAGGUCACAUCCAGCCCGCAAUCACGUGCUUGGAGAAUGCGUUGAAAAUCGGCACUGUUGGGCUACGCAUGCGUGGCUCCGUUAUCUCGGCGCUGACGAGUGCUUACUGGAAAGUGGGCAAUCUUUCGCGCUCCGUUGAGCUAAUGCAGGAAGAUCUGGAUAUCUGUCGUUCAUUGGGCGACAACGAUGGCGAAUGCAGAGUUCUUGGUAACCUUGGUAACGCUUAUUUCGCGAUGAAACAACAUGACGAAGCGCUCAAUUCACAUCGUUCACAACUUAUGGUCGCUUCAAAGCAUAAAAACAAAAAGGCAGCUGCAUCAGCUCUGAGCUCUAUAGCACACGUGUAUGUCUCCUUAGCAGACUACCCCAAUGCUAUUGAAAGUCAUGGCAAGGCGAUUGAUUUUCAAAGGCAACUCAAAGAUCCUUUAGGCGAGACCCUUGAAUUGGGACAUCUUGGUGCGGUACACCUGCUCGCAGGCAACACCGAUAAGUCGAUAGAAUGCCACGCACAACAGCUGACCCUAGCGAAAUCUUUGAAUAAUGAUAAAGAAGUCGCAUUAGCUUACAGCAAUUUGGGAAGUGCUUAUAUUCAGAAAGGUAAUCAUCACGAGGCAGCAAAGCUUCACGGACAGGUUUUAAAGCUUGCAGAGACUCUUGGGGAUCCCUCCCUCGAGGCACGGGCUUGCGCGGGUCUUGGAAGCGCGUAUCGCUCCAUAGGAAACCUAGGCAAGGCUCUGAAAUAUUACGAACGUCAACAAUCUGUCGCGGUGAAGCUGAAGGAUAGAAUCAUGGAGGGGAGAGCCCUUUCGAGCUUGGGAAUUAUUUAUCUGGAACAGGGAGAGUGUUUACAUGCUUUGAAACUACAUAAAGUACACUUGGCUAUUUGUCAGGAGUUCGGAGACCGUGCUGGGCAAGGACAGGCUUACGGAAACAUGGGUUGUGCCUACUGUGCGUUGAAGAAAUACGAGCAAGCAAUUAAAUACCACGAAAAAGAGCUCGCUAUCUCCAAGGAGGUUAAUGACGCCAUCUCUGAGGCAUGUACCCAUGGCAACCUCGCGGUGGCGUAUCAAGGACUCGGAAAAUCCGAGGAAGCGCGACGACACUACGAACAGCACCUCUCGAUUUCUCGCGCCAAUGGCGACACCUACAACGAAGGAGUGGCGCUCUUCAAUCUGGGAAAUUUUUACAGCUCAAGCGGAAGCUUCAAGAAGGCUGUCGCAUUUUACGAGAAAUAUAUGAAGCUCACGCAAUCAACAGGCGAUAAAAAAGGCGAAAAUAAGGCGUGUCAUAAUUUGGCGUUUGCUCACUUCUCGUUGGGCAAUCUGGAAGAAUCCGUUGAGCUCUACAAACAAAAUAUUGAACUAGCUCAAGCUCUACAUGACAAGAAUACUCUUGCCAGGACAUAUUGUAAUUUGGGGCUGGUCUAUAAAGAUUUAGGAGAUUUCCAGAAUUCUCUGAUGUGUCAGACUAAUUUCCAAACAGUUUCUCACGAAAUUGGGUACUCAACGGGUGAAUGUAGGGCUUUAGGGAACAUUGGGGAUUUAUAUGUACAAACUAAGCGUAUACGCGAGGCUGUCGGUUACUAUGAGAAACAAGUUAAGAUGGCGGAUAAAUUAAAAGACAAGGGAUCCUUAUCGCAGGCUCAUGCUUCUCUUGGGCAUGCGUACAAGAUGCUAGGGAAGGUUGACAAAGCUCUUGUGUGUCACUCAAAGGAGCUGGCAUUUCGUCGUGAGAUUGAUGAUACACAGGGCUUGUUUAAAGCUCUUGAUCAUAUUGGAACCGAUUGUAUUUCGUCCGGACGAACUGACGAGGCAAUAGAGUAUUUUUCAGAGCAGCGUCUCAUCGCCGACCGGGUAAAAGAUUCUCACCUGCAGGCCCGAGCCUACGGGAAUUUAGGGCAGGCGAAGCUGAGCGGCGGUGCUUACCAAGAGGCGAGGGUGUACUUUGGAACUCAGAUUGAGAUCCUAGAACGAGUGGGAGCUGGCUCUAUCGAGCUUGGUCGUGCACGAGGUAAUUUAGCGGAGUGUUUGUUCAUGCUGGGAGAGCAUGACGAGGCACGUGGACUGUACGAAGGAUAUCUGAAUUCAGCCAAAAAGAUGGGUUCCUCUAAUGACCAAGAUAAGGCAUACCAAGGUCUUGGUAAAGUAUUCAGAGCUCUGGGGAAUCUACAACAAGCAUUGUUCUGUUUCGAGAACCGUCUUGUCUUCGCCCACGAGCUGACGGAGUCAUCAGCCAAGGGGUCUGCGUACGGGGAGUUGGGAAACCUGCACAGGACUAUGGGAAACUUCGAACAAGCUGCUGCUUGCUAUGGUCAGCAGCUGAAGUUGGCGAAAGAAUGUCAUGACCUGGAAAGCGAGAGUGAUUCUGAAUGUGGGCUGGGAGAGGUUCAUACAAAGUUGGGCGACUACACUACAGCGCUUUCCCAUCACGAGAAUGAAUUGAAACUUGCGGAUAAGCUUCACAGCAGCAUGAGGCAGUCACGUGCAUUUGGCAAUCUUGGUCUUGUUUAUGAACUGAUGCAAGAUUACAAGAAAGCGGCGGAAUGCCAGGAGCAACACUUGUCUAUCGCUGCCCAAGUGAGCGACCGUGUGGGGAAGGUGAAUGCUUACAGUAGCCUGGGGAGGAAUCAUUAUUUGAUGGCCAAUUUUGCACAGUCUAUAUCUUAUUUCAAGCAAGGUCUUACGAUCGCUGAGACGCUGGGACGAAGUGAAGAUGAGGCUACUAUAAGGUAUUGGUUAGGCGUCGCUCUGUGCGCGAAGAAAGACAUCCUUUCUUCUCUCGAACAGUUGUAUCAAGCAAUUGAACUUUACGAGAAACUUCGUGACGCCGGGAUCAGCGAUGGACGUUUUCAACUCGCCAUGCAUGAACAACAGGCGCUCUGUUAUCAGGUCCUACAACGAGUGCUUAUCGAUCUCGGGCGUCGUGAAGAAGCUCUUGUUAUUGCCGAGAGAGCUCGUGCUCAGGACUUCAUCGACUUCUUACUGCGCCGACCAGGCAUUGAGCGACAGCAAGAGAAAGACUGGAUCCGACUCGAAAGUUAUGAUCAAAUCAUGGAAGUUGUCAACAAACAGAAUGGCUACUUCAUUUGUUAUUCUCUGGUCCUAGGCUACCUGUGUAUAUGGUUGAUCGUUCCUCAGCAUGGCAUUGUGAAAUUUCAUGAACUCAGACUCUCGGAUGAAAUGCCUGAGCUUAUGGUUCAUAUGGACAGCGGUAUGUCGACCACCUCCGAGUCAAUGCUGGAAAGAUUGAUCGGACAGAUUCGUGAGAACAUCGGCGUAGAGCCGGCCUGCGGUAGCUCCAUCUCAACGAUGUCUUCAAGUCUAUCUGGAAGCGACCUUGAUGAGCCUGCGUUCGAAAGUCCGAGUUCCCAGCCGAGAUCACGUUGUUCCAGUGAAAACAACAGUCAACCCUCAACACCCUCCUCUACCCUGUCCUAUUUGAAGAACAGCUUGUUAAGAAAAGGCCUGCGAAAGCUAAAUGGCGUCCGUCAAAACAAAGACGUAACCACCGCCUUACCAGUCCAGGUCUUGUAUGAAACUCUGAUAGCUCCAGUUGAAGAAUUUCUUCCCAGGUCCCCACAGAGCGAUGGCAGUUUGAUCGACCUCGUCCUAGUCCUUCAAGGAGACCUCUAUCUUGUACCAUUCUCCUUGCUACACGGUCAUGCAAAGGAUUACCUUCAUAAACGAUUCUCCCUCCUAACCGUUCCCUCGAUACGAGCACUAAUGUUAACCUCAAAUACCCACCAUAAAUCCCAAACAACAAGACUGGUAGUUGGAGAUCCACAAUUACCCCUGUCUAUCGAUCAGUAUCGCUGUAACCCCAGUACCCAAAGCGAAGCAGAGCUGGUUGGCAGUUUGUUCGGUACCAAGCCCCUUAUUGGAAGUGAUGCGACGAAGGAUGUCGUUUGCAAAAAAGCACAGGAGGCUGAGUGUAUCCACUUUGCGACAAAUACAUCCUGGAAACACUCAGCUCUAGUCCUCGCGCCAAACAAGGAAAACAAUAGGGACUUUGGUAGUAACGAGAACUUUAUGCCAUCUCCAACCGACUUCCUUCUGUCAGCUUCUGAAAUAUCUUACAUGAAGUUCCCCGCAAAAAUGAUCGUCUUGAGUUGCGCACAAAACGAGACCCGGAAUAAAAUGUCCUUAGAUGGUUUGCUGUGUAUAGUACGAUCAUUCCUAUUGGCUGGAUGUAGCUGUGUCUUGGUCUCUCUUUGGCCCGUACCCGAGCCUGCGUACCAGCUGUUACUUCAAGGCUUUUAUAAGCGAUUCCUGCGCGGGAUGCGCGCGAGUCGUGCCCUCGCACACGCGGUGAAGCUCGUGGAAAGCAACAAGGAGUUUGAUCAUCCAUCAAACUGGGCUGGCUUCGUGUUGGUCGGCCGAGAUGUGAAGGUCUCCAAAAAGACGGUUCAGUUGCGUGAGGCUUUGGUAGUUCUGAUUGACUCGACAGCAAACUGCAGAGAAGCAUUGAAAGUUAUCUUGCAUCUGGUUGACAAAGCGAACCAUCGACUUCUCAACAACAACACGUCGUUGAUGUACACAGCCGAAGCCAGCGUAGCGCACAAGUUGGGUGAUGCCCAGGGUUGGAGAGAUGUUCUCACAGCGGCCGGAUUUCGCUUCAGAAAAGCUGCAAAGAAUUUACCUGAUGCUGUGUUUUUCCCACUGAAAGACGAGAGGGGAAAGUUGCGACAAUGUGGCGACAUUUUACGAUCCUUACUCGGCUUGAGUCCAACAACUCUACAAGCAAUAUCAAAAGUUCUUUCAUGUUCGAGUCUUGUCAGAGCCCUCUUAGAUUUAUUCAAUCAGGUGCUGUCGAGUUUUGCCAAAGGUUUGAACAAUGUUCAAGUCCCACUCCCGCUCAAUCUCUGGCAUAUGAUUGGCUGUCACGAGCUGCUUGCGUCAAUGGGAUUUGAUCUGCUUGGUGUUGGCAAGGAUGAGGUUAUGUUACGAUCCGGGGGUAUGAACAGUCGUCGAGUCUUGCAGUGCUCUGUCGUAGCAUUGAAUACAUUAACUGGUGGCCUUGGUACGGACAAUAUUGAAUUCAACGGCGAGUUUCCGCUACGUCGCUCGGGUUCAGAUUCCAGUCUAAAGAGUUCUGUCUCAACUAUAUCCAGUUUUAGUUACACGAGUGCCGAGCGCACGAUCGAGGCACGAUCAUAUCACGGAAGCUCACGAAGGAGUCACGUAAGUGAUAUUGAAUCAAUUCUCGAUGAUCUUGAGAAGUGUCAGGAGGAGUCAAGCGUUGAUCCAGACAUCUCCGAAGACCUUCCGAACACUCCCGAUGAUAUUCCAAUAAAUUCCGAUAGCCGAGCGCUUUCAUUGAAGAAGAAACACGAUGCUAAAUCCAGUGCCUCACAAGAUGUGUCCACUCCCACCCUGACUCGAAAAAAUGGACGUAAAUUUGGCGACUUAUCCCUGUUUACAAAUAAUAAUAAUAAUACCUUCGUUCCUUUGGAGGUAACAGGAAGUCCCCUGAGCCCUUUAACGCCCAAUAACUUCACCGGACAAGCGAUGGUCUCCAGUCCUAUCCGUAUGGACGGACAGAUGAACGGACUCUGGGAAAAACCUGCUAUGAUGGCGAAAUCUCCGGUUAUAGACAGAUCUUCGUAUCAGUUCCCGACGCAUUUCCGUGAUACUUCGGAUUCGCUCGACUCCGAGGCGUCAACCUCCGUGAGUAGCCCCGGCCACAAGACGCCCGGCAGUUUUAACCUUAUGCGUGAGAAUGGUGCUGCGAGCGUUACCAAUGGCGAUAAGAAUGGCGUGAUCCGUUCCCAUGGCGAUAAGAAUGGCGUUAGCAAAUUACGUAAUUACGAUGAAACAAAUGGUGUAGAUAAAUCGCCACAGAUAAGAAGAGGUAAUUUACGCCGGGGACUUGAUAAUGCCGUAGAACACGAGCUUGAUGAUGAAUUAUGUCGUCAAAGGUACAUGUCUGGACCAUCGAGAACUGUUUCAUUUGAUAGUGUUGUUGAUUUUGAUGACCCCUCAGACCACAAGGACCGCAGACCAAACGAUGUUGAGACGUUCCACGCACUUAUUCAAAACACGCGUGGAUCUCGCAAGACGCUGUACACGCAGGGUAAAGAAGGUAAUCUGAACAAAACCUAUUCGAAAUCUGCGGAUGAUUUGAAGUCAGUUGGAAAAACCCACGAAUCUCACGAGAUGUUCUCGAUGGAGCUCGAUACGGAGGCGAAUGGCGUGGAUUCUGACGUCAUCUCUGGUAUUCCAAGCAGUUCCAGGUAUCAAGAUGGACAUGGUAACAGAGGUGACCCCGGGAGAAGGAAAUUAAAAAGCGAAUACUUAGCGAAUUUGAAAAAUCUGCAAGCUUCUUCGUGCUAAAUACAACCAUUUCGAUAAAAUUUUACCAUGAAUUAUAAUAAUUGUUGAGCAAGUUUAGUAUUAAAAUAGGAAUCCAGAAGAGUAUCUUUCAAUGAUCACACACACAAUACACACGUCUAUUCCAGCAUGCAUUCUUAACCACUGAUUCUCCAAAGAAACUGUUUGAAAUGAAACAAAAUGAUUGUUAAUGUUCCUAAUGAGACUGCAGAGGUAAAUUUUCAAGGAAAAUUAAAUACGCCGUCAAUUUGUGACGGAUUUAGAAUGAAAGAAAAAUUAGUUUUAGGACAUAGGACUGACCCGUAGAUUUGUAUUUCAGAAACUAACUUCCAUAAUUUUUAAAUGUUAGCAAAGGGCUAUGUCCAGGCACAUGGUCUAUUAAUAUAGGUCAACUGAACACAUAUGAUACAUUCAACUUUAACGACAAGGUCCAACCAACGGACGGCUCCACUCAUCUCUUUUAUGCACUAAAAGUGCUCUGUUCUACCUUCGGGUGGUCAUUUGCAGUUUGUGAAUAGAAUUAACGAAUACAAGGUUAUUUACAUUAUUAUUAACAGUAAUCACUAACAAAUGACGUGGUCUUUAUAUUGUGACUGAAUGAUACUUGUAUAUAAAAUGAAUCUGAUUUCUGAUUCAGAAAUUUUUAUGAUCUAUUGAUUGUGUAACGAUAUUUUCAUAUUUAUACUCUUUGAAUGCCCGAAUAUGAUGUACAUUAGCCAAAAUAUACACUUCGUUUUUAUCCAAAUGUAUGUAAAACAGUAUAAAUUUAUCACAAUCACAAUAUGUAUAUAUAUUGAACAUUUGUAGAUAUCAUUUUGUAACAGAGUAAAAGAAAUAAAUUC